Molecule: messenger RNA, 1341 nt
Organism: Acyrthosiphon pisum (pea aphid)
Lineage: Eukaryota; Metazoa; Arthropoda; Insecta; Hemiptera; Aphididae
Product: ATP-dependent DNA helicase PIF1-like
Exons: 2
Coding region: 1-1341 (446 amino acids)
Biological process (GO): DNA repair; telomere maintenance
Molecular function (GO): DNA helicase activity
Source: RefSeq, a predicted model, not a curated record
AUGAAUAUUGGACAACAAGAAACCUUGAAUCUCAUCACAAGGAAUAUUUCCGGACAGAUUGGGGGAAGUAACAAUCGGUUGCACCUAUUUAUAACCGGUCAGGCAGGAACGGUCGUCAAGGUCGGUGCUUUAUCAGAAGUCGCAGCGAGACUAGUAAGAAGAUCGACUCUGCACAGUAUGCUCAAAUUACCUGUGCAGAAGGACGGUAGAAUCGUACAAAUGCCACUAUUGUCUGGCCAAUAUCUUCAACACAUGCGGCUAGAAUGGAAAGAUGUCGAGUUUAUCUUCAUUGACGAAAUUUCUAUGGUACCAUACGAAAUGCUGUGCAUGAUCGAGUUUCGACUGCGACAAUUGAAGAGUCCCGAGGAAAUGUUCGGAGAAAUUAAUGUAUUGCUGUUUGGCGAUCUGAUGCAGAUACCGCUAGUGAAGAGACAACCAGUUUUCAGUCAGUCCAGACACAUGAUACCGGCUACACAUUUGUGGGAAUUAUUCACUUUGAUUGAGCUGACGCAAAAUAUGAGGCAGCAAGGUGAUACAACUUUCUUUGACGUCCUCAAUGCGCUGCGAAUUGGAGAACUAACGACAAGUCACAUGUUCGUGUUGAUGAGUCGGGUUAGUACAGAGACGGACGGGGAAUUCUCUAUAGAGAAGGCUAUGCGCAUUUACCCGACCAACAAGCAAGUGGAGGCCCACAGUAAUAAAGUACUACAAUACUUUCGAGAAAAAAAUGUCGAAAUGUUUACCAUUCGAGCUCUAGAUUCUUUGGUCGAUGCCACUAGGCCGCUAAAAAAUUCAAUCGACACCGUCAUAUCGGAUGACAUCAACAAGACCGGAGGAUUGCCGAGAGAGCUGGUAAUAUUUGUGAGUACAAAAGUGAUGCUGCGAUCUAACAUCGAUGUACAAAAAGGCUUGGUCAAUGGAACAAUAGGUUUUGUAACGGAACUGAAAUGGGCUGGUGGCUUCCGCAGAGGUCAGAUUUACAAGCAGGACAUACCGGGCGUAAUGGUGGAUUUUGGCGUGGAUGGGAUCCACCUUAUCAAGCCAAAAUCAAUACAAUUUCCAGAAAAAUUCAGUUACGGAACUGCUGAGCGCCGUAUGCUGCCUUUAAUAUUAUCAUGGGCUUCAACAGCCCAUAAAAUGCAAGGCACCACAGUCGACUAUGCUGUCGUUUACUUGGGACGGAAACUAUUCGUACAAGGUCAAGCGUACGUCAUCAUUAGCAGAGUUCGUAGCUUCAAUGGACUUCAUACCGAAGAGUUGGACGCUUCAAAAAUAACGGGAAAGACAUCCUGUAACGUUGACGCUUUGGAUGAAAUUGAAAGAAUGAGACAACGUCUAUGA